Molecule: messenger RNA, 2299 nt
Organism: Papaver somniferum (opium poppy)
Lineage: Eukaryota; Viridiplantae; Streptophyta; Magnoliopsida; Ranunculales; Papaveraceae
Product: casein kinase 1-like protein 3
Exons: 16
Coding region: 211-1617 (468 amino acids)
Biological process (GO): signal transduction; endocytosis; peptidyl-serine phosphorylation
Cellular component (GO): cytoplasm; nucleus
Molecular function (GO): protein serine/threonine kinase activity; ATP binding
Source: RefSeq, a predicted model, not a curated record
AUCUGUUUUGUGUGAAGACAGACACACACUAGAAGUCUAGAAGAAGAAGAGUUGUUCGUCUGUUAGGUUAGGUUCUCACCGUCAAUCAAAAACACCUCUUUUUUUUCUUCGUGUUUUUCAUCUUCAUCUUCUCUUUUAUCUUUCAGAAAUUUCUGAAACCCUAAUUUAAUCUAUUUAUUAAAUUAGGAUUUAGGGUUAUUUAUUGUUAUUAUGAGUAUGGAAAGGAUUGUAGGUGCAAAGUAUAAGUUAGGAAGAAAGAUCGGCAGUGGAUCCUUUGGUGAAAUCUACCUUGCAACACAGAUUGAUACAAAUGAGAUCUUUGCUGUUAAGAUUGAAAACACAAAGACAAAGCACCCACAGCUUCUAUAUGAAGCAAAAUUGUAUAAUAUUCUUCAAGGAGGAAGUGGUAUUGCGGGGAUAAAGUGGUUUGGGGUUGAUGGGGAAGAGAAUGUUUUGGUCAUUGAUUUGUUGGGACCGAGUUUAGAAGAUCUUUUUGUAUACUGUGGAAGGAAAUUUUCUUUAAAAACAGUCUUAAUGUUGGCUGAUCAAAUGAUUACAAGAAUUGAGUAUAUGCACUCUAAAGGAUUUUUGCAUCGGGACAUCAAACCAGAUAACUUCCUCAUGGGUCUUGGUCGGAAAGCAAAUCAAGUCUAUAUCAUUGAUUUUGGACUUGCUAAAAGAUAUCGGGAGUCUACCACUAACCGCCACAUUCCUUAUAGAGAGAACAAAAGUUUAACAGGGACUGCUCGAUAUGCGAGUUGCAAUACUCACCUUGGCAUUGGUAUGCAAAAAUUUGACAUAGCUUUCUUUUUUGAAUUAACUAGAAGUGAGUAUUUCCACUACUCACAAUGGUUUCCUUCUGCAGAACAAAGUCGGCGAGAUGAUUUGGAGUCUCUUGGUUAUGUGCUUUUAUACUUUUUAAGAGGAAGUCUUCCCUGGCAGGGUUUAAAAGCUGCUACAAAGAAGCAAAAAUAUGACAAGAUAUGUGAGAAGAAGCUAUCCACUCCUAUUGAAGUUUUGUGCAAGUCCCAUCCGGUGGAGUUUGCCUCGUACUUCCAUUACUGCCAUUCUUUGACGUUUGAUCAACGACCAGAUUAUGGUUUCUUAAAACGCCUAUUCCGUGAUUUGUUUACUCGUGAAGGACAUCAGUUCGAUUACAUAUUUGACUGGACUAUCCUAAAGUACCAGCAAGCACAAAAGACAAAAGUUCAGCCACGGGGGCCUCCACCUCCUAUAGCGACUGGAAGUCGAGCAAUGCCAACAGAUGCUAACAAGCAUAGAGUUUCAGGUGGAAAUGGUGCUGCUUAUUCGGCUGAGGUCACCGACCGCCUUGUGUCCACUGAUGGUACUCGUCCUGGGAUACGGAUGCAAUUUAAAUCAUCAACACAGAGGAUUUCGAGUUCUAGUAGGCCUAUGGAGAAUUCUAAAAUGAGCAGCUUCGCUGAAAAUGGGCAUGCGACGUCUAGCACAGCUGCUAUUGCUGGUUCCUCCAGUAGAAUUGCUUCACAACCUAUGGUGACAACUGAAACUUCAACCCUUGGGCAUGCCUCAGGCAGCAGGAAUGGUCAUCCGAGUAGCUGGUUUCCAUCGUUACAGCGAAAUUCUUCUGCUAAAUAAUUGCAAAAGGGCCAAACAAGAAGAAUCAGUGAAUCCAUAUUCAAGAGGCUGUGAAAGUGCAAGGCAUUUUAAAUUGCUCACGUCCCCUACAGCCUUCCAGAUCACGAAUAGCAGUUCCUCAAACGCAACAGCAGCAAUCAUUCUGUGGCAGCUGAAAUGAAGUGAUCAAGUGAGAAGUAGUUCAUGCUGUUCUGCCAGCUGGAACUUAUUACUCACGGGACUCUUCAAGCUUUACGAUUGCAUGUAAACAUGAGUGAGAAGUGAAGCCUUUCGUCGUUCUUCUGUUGAUAGUAGUUUAUAAGUUUUAACUAUAGGUACUCAGAAAGUUCUCCGGCAUCUAGUAGAACAGAGUCUAGAAAACAGUGAAUCACAUGGCAACAAAGUUCAACAUCUGGACCAAUAUGAAGUUUACAGCGCAAGCAAGAGAGAUUCUUAAUCUCGAGAAUCACAGGUUUUGGUUGACAGAGAGCCAUUAAAGAGGUAUUCUGCGCUUAUUCAGCUCGGUUGACCUUCCAAGUAUCCUUCACAAAAAUUCUUCUUUCCGGUUUUUGUACUCUAUCACUUUAUUUUUGCGUGGCAGCUAAUUUUUGGUCGGGUCAUCACAGAACCUGAUAGGCUUGUAAAUAGAAAGAUAUGAAAGCUACAUAAUCUGACAGAAGAUCUAACAAAAUUUAUGACCUAA